UUAAAAAAGUCAUCUCUAUUUUUGUUUGGAUUUCGGCAAGAAACACCAAACAAACCAACAACUACUGAUUAUGUGUGUGCAAAUUAAUUUGAUAAUACAGUAAUUUAAAUGUAAUAUUAUAUUUUUAUUUCUCGUAAUAUUUGAUUGUCGAGAAAGACAAUUCUAACUGCAAAUUAUAAUGAACUAGAGUAAACAAACUUAUCUGGGAGGGGGGGGGGCUACAAAAAAAGGUUCUCCCGGUUUUGGGCAAUUACAACUCAUUAAAAUUUCUGUGUUAACAGUAAUUAACUUAUCUAACCCCCUUACACUGUUACGUUGUUCCUUACAAUUAGUUCAUGAAGAAAUAUCACUGUCACCUAAUUGAAUACAUCAUUGGAAGCUGGUUUACUGGGUCACAAAACGAGCUCGAAAAACACUCGCAGGCCGAAUCAUUGCAGUUGGAGACGACCCCAACGCGCACGUUUCCGUCUCGUGCGUGCGGUGCUCCCUGGCGGGCGGGCGGACUCUGGUCUGGACUGUUCUGGACGUCCGCGUUCGCGCGCGUUUCAAUUUCGCCCUUUGCCCCGAGCAGAGGCGCGUCCGGCCCCCCCCCCCUCCCCCCGCGCAGGCGGAACGGAUGGGCGAUCAGCGAGCGCGUGACGUCGCGCCGGGUGACGCAAGCCCGCGUGAGCUUUCGUGAUUGGCUGCUUCCCGUGUCUACGCGAUGCGAGUAUCAGCCGACGAGUUGGAGAGCCACGCAUGGCUUGGCCUUUAAAAGGCCGGCGCUUGAUCCGUUGCGUCAUUCAGACGUGAGGAAGCGACUUGUUGUGAAUUCCUGUUUGAGCGGAUUUAGUGUUUUGUCAUGAAGACACCAUCUGAAGAUGUCCCUGCUGCGGCAGCAGAACCUCAGCCAGAACAGACCUGCCCCUGCGAGCCUCCUGCGUUGCCGAACAUCGAAUGCGUGGACCGCGUCAAACGGUUACCUAUUGUGGAAGCUGCGUGGAAUCAAUCUACUGCAAUCUACAACAACGUUAAGGGAUACAGUCCUGUUCUGACGUGGACCUUGGAUACUGCUGAGGCGACUGUCAACAAGGCGGUGGAGCAGACUCUUCCUGUUGUGGCACCUAUCGUUAAGAAAUUGGAGACUCCAAUAGGCAUGGUGGAUAAAACUUUGUGCAAAGGAUUAGAUGUCGUUGAAAAUGCGGUCCCUUGCAUUAAACAAGAACCAGCUCAGAUUGCAGAAAACGCUAAAUCUCUGUAUGACCCCGCCUGCCAACAAGUCAAAUCUUUGCAAGAGCUUAGUUGGAUAACUGCUAAUCAGUUCUUGCAUACAAAUGUUGGUCAUGCCAUAAUUGGCGGAGUCGACAACUUAUCAUCAACUGUAGACAGAAUCUUGGACUUUAUUCUGCCCCCUGGAGAACCGCUAGGUUUCCCUAGAGCCGAGAAAGUAAUGCAAGCUCUCCAAACAAUUGGUGGUCUUCCACAUCGUGCAGCUCGUCAUGGAUAUGCUACGAUCUGUAACAUUAUUCAAGUAGCUGGCCAACAGGAUGUGCGAGAGAACCUUAGGGCCAUCCUUACCCUUCUUCACAUUCAAAACUUGUCAUCUUCCCUUUCUUCUGAAAAUACAUCUACUUCUAUGGCUUCGCCUUCUACUUCAAGUAGUAACGACUCUCCGCCUGUCAAGCCACCUGCUCAGCUGCAGGAAGUCCACUAAAACAUUUUUUAUUUCCUCCUUUGAAGACUGAACUUAUUUAAUGUGAUAUUGUAGUUGCAAGUCUUUUUUUUAAUACAUAUAUUUAUAUCUCACUAUUUUCAAUAAAAAGCUUUAUAAAAGCCUGCAAUGUAUAAUGUCUUUUUUUUUUCCCCCCCCCCCUUUCUGUUGUUAGUGCCACAAGUUAAAAUUAGUUGCUUCAAACUUCAUUAUAACAUUAUGUUCAACGACUUCUUAACUUUGAUCCUAUUAGUUGCUAUAAAGAGCUCCAGGAGCAUUAGUUUUUUUGCUUUUAAAAAAUUAUUCCUAUCGAGUGUAUUACAAUGUUCCCAGCAUUCUAUUAGUUACUAUACCAUGUAGAAAUAAACAGAUACAAUUGUAGGAAGAUGGGGGGGGG
Gryllus bimaculatus (two-spotted cricket) is the source of this 2087-nucleotide messenger RNA. The record is from the annotation of a GenBank genome assembly. NCBI's taxonomy places the organism in Eukaryota, Metazoa, Arthropoda, Insecta, Orthoptera, Gryllidae.